AUGCGUCCCAUGUCCCCGUUCCCCACGUCUGACAUCUUACACGUCUCACAGCCUUGUCUUUCAGGAACGCUUCCGGAUCGAGCUGUCAACUCCACCAAAUGGCGACACGUAACGUCUGUAACGGCCUGUCAGCGCCUGUCGUACUAUUCUUACUCGUGGGGAAACUUCAGGCGACUUUUCAGGAGGCGCCUGAGCAUGCGCCUGAGGACGGUGUGCAUAGCAGCUAGUGCAUCGUUCGCGUCUGAAGAUGUGCCUUGGAAGGCUCGAAGGCGCAUCGAGCCUGGUUUCGAGGGCAUGAACAGUACCUCGCGCCAGAGGCAAACACUCGUAGCCUGA
Ascochyta rabiei is the source of this 336-nucleotide messenger RNA. RefSeq lists its product as uncharacterized. The transcript has a single exon. NCBI's taxonomy places the organism in Eukaryota, Fungi, Ascomycota, Dothideomycetes, Pleosporales, Didymellaceae. The record is from RefSeq and is a predicted model, not a curated record. Bases 1 to 336 code for a protein of 111 amino acids.